AUGAAACAUAAGGAGGAUAAACUUAAAAAAUAUUUGGAUUUGAAUGUAUCUAUGUUAUUAUGUUGUUUAGACUCUAAUGAAUUUUAAGAUCCUUAAAGAAGAGUUGAUUUUGUCAAGAAUAUGUAUAAUUUCUUGACUCUUGAGUUCUUUAUUACGUCUUUAAUUAUUGCAUUGGGAAUGGAAACAGGAGUAAUGGGUUGGCUUGGUUAUGAAUUCGAAGAAUGUCACAAUUACAACGAAAAUGAUUGGGAAUGUAUUAUUUAUAUUUGGUUAUCUCCUUUAUUCUACGUUUCUUUAGCUAUAUCAAUAUUAUUGCAAUUCAGUCUAUAUUUUGUAGUAAACACUUUAAGAAAGGUAAUAACUUUAUUUCUAUUUUAGGAUCCUUUUCCAUACACGAUUUUAAUUCUGUAAUUAUUUUUUUAUGGAUUUCUCGUCACUACAAUAUGCAUAAUAGCGCGUUUUAAUAUUGGAAGAGCAAGUAUUUUGAUUUCAAUGGGAAUUAUUUUUCUAGCAAUAAUUUCUUAAACGUUUUACUUAAAUUUAAACAUAAGAGAUGUAUCUUUCAUAAGUAUAAAUCAUUCCAUAUUUUAUAGUCUGUGCAAUUAUAAUUGCAGGCAUAACUAUUCUGAUGCUAAUCAUACUACCUUUUGUUAGAGACAUUGGUUUUUUAAAGUGCUUUUUAUGUUCAUUAUUAUUAAAAAUAUCAUUAGACAAUAUAAUUGUAAUCUAGUGA
Paramecium primaurelia is the source of this 733-nucleotide messenger RNA. The record is from the annotation of a GenBank genome assembly. Lineage: Eukaryota; Ciliophora; Oligohymenophorea; Peniculida; Parameciidae.